This is a messenger RNA of Andrographis paniculata, 2937 nucleotides long. RefSeq names its product probable galactinol--sucrose galactosyltransferase 6. The record is from RefSeq and is a predicted model, not a curated record. Bases 36 to 2630 code for a protein of 864 amino acids. The transcript has 5 exons. NCBI's taxonomy places the organism in Eukaryota, Viridiplantae, Streptophyta, Magnoliopsida, Lamiales, Acanthaceae.
CAUUAAAAAAAAAAAAAAAACAAACUUCACCGGCCAUGGCCAUGGCAGCGUCCUCACUCUCGAUCUCGCUGCGCUGCCCCGCACCUACUAUAAAUACCCCUUUUCUUCAGACCCUUCCUGCACUCAACCCUCUCGUCUCGCUCUUCCUUCCACGGAAGAACACAAGCACAAAUUAUCUAUUCGAUCACACAUUUCCUGCUCCCAAUCGAAUCCUCGCAUACAAGACUGGUCGAUUAGAAAAACGCGAAGGAGAAGAAACCAGUGAGAAGAAGGAAUCAGCGAUGACGAUCAAGCCGGCGGUUAGAAUCGCAGAGCGGAAGCUGGUGGUGAAGGACCGUACUAUCCUCACCGACGUUCCGGAGAACGUGAUCGCCGCCUCCGCGGCGGCGACGGGGCCUGCGGAGGGCGUGUUUCUCGGCGCGGUGUUCGCCGGCGACGGCAGCCGCCACGUGGUGUCGCUGGGGACUCUCCGUGACGUCAGAUUCCUGUCCUGCUUUCGAUUCAAGCUAUGGUGGAUGGCUCAGAAAAUGGGCGACAAUGGCCGCGACAUCCCCCUCGAGACGCAGUUCUUACUCCUCGAAACCAAAGACGGAUCUCAGCUCGAGUCCGAAAUCGACGGCCACGAUGACACCAAAAUAGUCUACACCGUUUUCCUGCCGUUGAUCGAAGGCCCCUUCAAGGCCUGCCUUCAGGGCAACGCCGGCGACGAGCUCGAGCUCUGCCUGGAGAGCGGAGACAUCUCAGCCGUCGGAUCGGUGUUCAAUCAUGCGGUCUACAUCACCUCUGGAUUGGAUCCUUACCAAACAGUGCACGACGCCAUUAAAGCUGUUAAAACGCACCUCGGCACUUUCCGGAUGCGGCACGAGAAGAAGCUCCCCGGCAUCGUCGACUACUUCGGGUGGUGCACUUGGGACGCCUUCUACCAAGACGUCACGCAGGAGGGCGUCGAAUCCGGCCUCGAAAGCCUUGAAUCCGUCGGGACGCCCCCGAAAUUCGUGAUCAUCGACGACGGAUGGCAGUCCGUCGAAUCCGACACCGACCAGCCCGUCGAGAAGCCGAAAGACGAGCAGAACCUCGGCCAGCCGCAGCUGCUGCGCCUCACUGGAUUGAAGGAAAACGACAAAUUCCGAAACGAGUCGACCGGGAUCAAGAACAUAGUGAACAUCGCGAAAGAGAAGCACGGGCUGAAGUACGUUUACGUCUGGCACGCAAUCACCGGAUAUUGGGGCGGCGUUCAACCCGAUGUGAAGGAGAUGGAGGAGUUCCGGCCGGCUAUGCAGUUUCCAGAGGUGUCGAAGGGCGUCCUGGCGAACGAGCCCGGAUGGAAAACCGACGCCAUUGCUCUACAGGGGUUGGGAUUAGUAAACCCGAAAAAUGUAUACAAGUUUUACAAUGAGUUGCACAGUUACUUGGCGUCUGCCGGGAUCGACGGAGUCAAGGUCGACGUGCAGUGCAUUUUGGAGACACUUGGGGCCGGGCUCGGAGGCAGAGUCGAGUUGACGCGGCAGUAUCAUCAGGCGCUCGACGCUUCCGUUGCGAGGAACUUUCCGGACAACGGUUGCAUCGCUUGUAUGAGCCACAACCUCGAGUCGCUCUAUUGCUCUAAACAGACGGCGAUCGUGAGGGCGUCCGACGACUUCUACCCGAGGGAUCCGGUGUCGCACACGAUCCAUAUCGCUUCCGUCGCUUACAACAGCGUGUUUUUGGGAGAAAUAAUGUUGCCCGAUUGGGACAUGUUCCAUUCUCUCCAUCCGGCCGCCGAGUACCACGGCUCCGCCAGGGCGAUCAGCGGCGGCCCUGUCUACGUCAGCGACGCACCGGGGAAGCACAACUUCGAGAUUUUGAAGAAACUGGUGCUUCCGGAUGGUUCGAUUCUCCGCGCCACUUUACCCGGCCGGCCGACUAAAGAUUGCCUGUUCUCCGACCCUGCUCGGGACGGCGUUAGCCUAUUGAAGAUAUGGAACAUGAACAAGCACACGGGAGUUCUCGGCGUGUACAACUGCCAAGGCGCGGCGUGGAACGACGUCGAGAGACGGAACACUUUCCACCAGACGAAAUCCGAUGCAAUUACCGGCUACGUAAGGGGCCGCGACGUCCAUCUCAUUUCCACCGUUGCCGUCGACCCGGACUGGGAUGGAUCCGUCGCUCUGUACUCACACCGGACCGGCGAGGUCAUCACGCUCCCGCACAACGUCGCCAUGCCCGUCUCCCUCAAGGUCCUGGAGCACGAAAUAUUCACCGUCACGCCAGUUAAGUCGUUGGCGCCCGGGUUCGAAUUCGCCCCGUUCGGGCUCAUCAAUAUGUUCAAUGCCGGGGGAGCCGUAGAAGGGCUCAAGUAUGAAGUGAAGGCCGGGGGACGGUUGUCGGAGGCGGAGAACGGGUACAGGAUCGACGGGAACGGCGACGGAGUGGGCGUCGAGAACGCGAGCGCCGACCCGGUCGCGAUUGUUUUGAUUGAAGUGAAGGGUUGUGGGGUUUUCGGUGCUUACUCGUCGGCAGAGCCGAGAAAGUGUACGGUGGGGUCGGUCGAGGUCGAGUUCGGAUACGACGCGGCGACGCGGCUGGCGACGGUGAAGUUGGAGAAGAUGCCGGAGGAUGGGAGGGUUCACAAGAUUGAAAUGGAGUUGUGAUGGGUUUAUUACGAGUCGUAGCCGCUACUCUUUGAGUUCAAUUAUUACGAGUUUAUGACAGAACAACUGUCGGCAGCCGCUGCUCUUGGAGUGCAAUUAUUACGACUUUAAUUAUUACAUUAUGGAGUGAAUGAAGAGAGAAUUCGAGAUUUGUUGUGUGAAAGAAGAUGAUGAUGAAGAAGCAGCAUAAAUUAAUGAUGUGAAUUUUUGUUGCUACUAUUGAGAAUGAUGAUAGUUUAUUGUAGGUAUGUUUGUAUGAUAUGUAGUAGAAGAAAAAAAAAAAAAAAAAAAAAAAACAUAAUAAAAA